Sorghum bicolor (sorghum) is the source of this 2260-nucleotide messenger RNA. Its product is annotated as transcription factor TCP20. Gene Ontology annotation, cellular component: nucleus. The coding region runs from base 800 to 1777 and encodes 325 amino acids. The transcript has 2 exons. Gene Ontology annotation, molecular function: DNA-binding transcription factor activity; sequence-specific DNA binding. The record is from RefSeq and is a predicted model, not a curated record. Lineage: Eukaryota; Viridiplantae; Streptophyta; Magnoliopsida; Poales; Poaceae.
GCUUCUACUUUCAGGUAGCACAGCCAUAUAUAGAGGAGUGCACAUACAGACCACUACUACGUGAUACUGGAAUUAAUUACUUGCAAACAGUAAACUAACAAUUAGAUCAUAGUGUACUGUUCCGCUGCAUCUGGUGAUAAUGAUAGGAUACUAACACAGCCGUGACAGUCUGAUUAGCAUCGUCGUGGCGACCGUUCCAAGUGGACGUAACAAAACGAAUUCUUCCUCGGUCAUCUUGCUGCUGGUGCCCUGGGCAACUUUCACUUUCUUUUCCUCUUCCCUUUUGCAGUGACUUGUACCAACCUCAGGUGAACUCCAAAAGAGGAGCAGUAAUUAGUAAAGAACUAGCAAAAGCAUCAUGCUAACCAUCACAGCAUCACUUUGACAGCAGGUAAAAGUGAAACCCCCCAAAAAAAAUGAUGUGAGAGAGGGGGGAAAUUGUAAAGGGAGGAGCAGAUGAAAAGGAAAGUCCAAAUAGCAGAGUAGUAAAUCUAGAAAGUGGGUGUGGUAUCUUUCCCUAGAUUUUCUUAUUCCCCCCUUCUCUCUCCUUCUAUUCUCUCUCCUUCCUCCGUCCGUCCCCUCGCCUCGCCUCUCGUCUCCUCUCCCACCCCCACCACGGUCACCAUCUCUCCCCAUCCCCCUUUGCCGCACUUGGUCUUCUCCCUCCUCAGGGCAGGGGAGGGGAAGCGGAAGAAGGAGGCGAGAGCACGGAAGCCUGAUUUGAUUUGCUUUUGGUUGCCGAGAGGAGGGGAGUUGGUGCAGUUUGUAGGCGUGCCUCUGUGUCUCUGUGUGUGUGGAGAUGGACCCCAAGUUCCCCACACCCCCACCGCUAAACAAAACGGAGCCCACCACCGCGACGACCACCACCACCUCGACCGCGCAGCAGCAGCAGCAGCAGCUGGAUCCUAAGGACUACCAGCAGCCGGCGCAGCAGCACCACCUGCAAAUCCAAAUCCACCAGCCGCCGCCGCAGCAGCAGCAGCAGCAGGACGGAGGCAAGGAGCAGCAGCUGCAGGUGGUGGCGCAGCCCGGGGAGCGGAGGCAGCAGGCGCUCGCGCCCAAGCGGAGCUCCAACAAGGACCGCCACACCAAGGUCGACGGCAGGGGCCGCCGGAUCCGGAUGCCCGCGCUGUGCGCCGCGCGGAUCUUCCAGCUCACGCGGGAACUCGGCCACAAGUCCGACGGCGAGACCGUGCAGUGGCUGCUGCAGCAGGCCGAGCCGGCCAUCGUCGCCGCCACCGGCACCGGCACCAUACCGGCGUCCGCGCUCGCAUCCGUCGCGCCCUCGCUCCCGUCGCCCACCUCCGGGCUCGCCAGGCCGCACCACCACCACCACCCGCACCACAUGUGGGCGCCGUCCGCCGCGUCCGCGGGUUUCUCCUCGCCCUCCUUCCUCAAUUCCGCCGCCGCGGGCACGGGAGACGCCGCUGGUAUCGGCGGACUCAUGCAGCGGAUGGGGAUCCCCGCGGGUCUCGAGCUGCCGGGAGGCGGCGCCGCUGGAGGCACCCUCGGCGCUGGCGGCCACAUCGGCUUUGCGCCCAUGUUCGCUGGACACGCCGCGGCCAUGCCGGGGCUCGAGCUCGGCCUCUCGCAGGACGGCCACAUCGGCGUGCUCGCAGCGCAGUCGAUCAGCCAGUUCUACCACCAAGUGGGUGCUGCUGGCGGCAGCGGCCAGAUGCAGCACCCGCACGGCCACCAGCAUCACCAUCAUCAGCAGCAGGAGGACGGGGAGGACGACCGCGAGGACGGCGAGUCCGAUGACGAGUCUGGGCAGUAGUGUAGUUGUUCAACUUCAACCUUGCGUUUUCUGGGUCUUUCCUCAAGUCAAGGAGGGGAAGGAGAGAAAAGUGUAUGCGUGCAGCCACGGGAUGCUUCUGCUACUCUUGGAUUGUUGUUCGUCGAGUUGUGAUGGAUUUUUAUCUUCAUUUUUUUCUCGUGUGGUAUCCAAACUCAACGGAGGCCUCUCUUGCUCUGAGGACUUGCCGCCUCGAGAUCAUCCUCAGUUCUUCCCACAAUCUCAUGGGGUGGAUGAUCGCCACAGCCUUCUCUCCGACUUCCAGGUGUAUAAUAGCUGAAAAACUUGAUGGAUUGGAUCAAUUGCCCUUGAGUGAGUGCUUUAUUUGUUAUUGCAAAGUGUGUAGAUAUUCAGGUAAUUUUGCAGUUAGAGAGGUGUUCUUUUUAUUGGAGUAAUGAUCCAUGUUUUAAAACAAUCAAGGUAUUCGCCAGCAAUUUGAUCCUCCUCCACAGGCUGUUUAUGCAA